AUGGCCUUUCGGCAGCCAUUGAAUAAGCUCCCGGAGAGCAUCGCCCGAACUCUUUCGAAGAAUGGGCUAUCCCAAGGCACAACCUCAUUCUCCCGCAGCGGCCGGAUACCUGCGCAAGCUCGGCUUCUAGCCACCCAUGCACCGCCCGUGACGCAAGACUCGACCGGGUCCAAAGGCCCCACGGCCAUGGUAUUCCUCAACAUGGGUGGCCCCUCCACAACCAACGAGGCGGACGGUGAUUUGAUUCCACUCGGACGCCUCCAAAGCUAUCUGGGACCUCUAAUCUCGAGGCGGCGGACACCCAAGAUCCAGAAGCAGUACGCCGCGAUCGGUGGUGGAUCGCCAAUCCGCCGAUGGUCCGAGUAUCAAAAUGCCGAAAUGUGCAAGAUUCUCGACAAGAUAUCUCCCGAGACCGCCCCCACAAGCCCUACGUCGCCUUCCGGCCUAGUUGAGGCGUUUGCGCAAAAUAUACAGGCCAAGCUCGCGGAAUAUCCUGAGGAGACCCGCAAGGACGUGAUCCUCUUGUUCUCGGCCCACAGUCUCCCAAUGUCGGUUGUCAACCGAGGCGAUCCAUAUCCCGCCGAGGUUGCGGCCACUGUCUACUCGGUCAUGCAGCGCCUCAAUUUCUCUAACCCUUACCGCUUGUGCUGGCAAUCUCAAGUCGGCCCCAAGGCCUGGCUCGGGCCCCAAACGGCAACCACCGUAGAAGAAUACGUUGAAAAGGGAAAGAAGGAUCUCAUUCUGAUACCCGUCGCCUUCACUUCCGACCAUAUAGAAACACUCUAUGAGCUCGAUCUCGAGGUCAUCGCCGACUCCGGUAGCCCCGAGACCGUCAAGCGUGUUGAAAGUCUGAACGGCAGCCCCACUUUCAUCAAGGGUCUUGCGGAUAUUGCGAAGGACCACUUGCAAAGCAAUGAGCUAACCAACCCCAACUGCACACCAAAACCCUUCGAAAAAUCGAAAAAGGCCCAGCUGUGGACUGAAAAAUAUCGAGCCCGAAAAUUCACAGAUCUAUGCGGUGACGACGGCACAAACCGCCAGGUGCUGAGGUGGAUAAAGAAAUGGGACCCCAUGGUAUUCCCAGGAACAGUCCAGCAAAAACCAAAGAAGAAGUUUGGUGAUCAGGAAGCCGAGCCGGAGAAAAUGUAUAAAAAGAUCCUGUUGCUGACGGGCCCACCCGGACUGGGUAAGACGACGCUCGCCCAUGUUUGCGCAAAACAGGCCGGCUACGAAGUUGUUGAAAUCAACGCAAGCGAUGACAGAAGCAGGAACGUGGUUCACAACCGAAUUCGAACAAGUCUUGGGACUGAGAACGUAAAAACGGUCACAAAUAGCGCGCGACCCGGAGACAAGCCACUCAGGCCUGCCCGGCCUGUCUGUGUCAUUGUCGAUGAAGUGGAUGGUGUCACAACUGGGUCAGGAGCCUCGGGAGAAGGUGGCUUCAUCAAGGCCCUAGUGGAUCUCGUGCUUAUUGAUCAAAAGAACGCUGCUUCGGUGGAUAAGGGGACGCCGUUGCCAGCAUCGAACUUGGCCGAGAUUAUUUAUUCUGGACGGCCCUCUAUCGAUGCUGUCGUAGGUCGCCUCACCUUGGUCUUCGAGAAAGAGGGUAUCCCUUGCGAGAAAGACGCCGCUCGAAAGCUGUGUGAAGCUGCCUGGGGCAUGUCUAGCGGCAUCGACAAUAAACGGGGCGCGGAAAGCACCGUGCAAGGCGAUCUACGAGGAGUCAUGGUCGUAGGCGAGUGGGUGGCGGGCAAGUUCAAGGCCGCAUCCGACAAGGCCCCCAAAUUGACAAGGCACUGGGUUGAGAAGCAUGUCAUACAGGAUCUGGGGAAUGGUGGCGCGGGUGCUAGAGGGAUGGGCCGCGGCGGCGUCAAGGACAUCGUAACAAGGGUCUUCCAAGAAGGGGCCGGCGGGAUGGCGAUGCUGCAGCACAUGGUGGAAACCAGCGGCGACAUUGACCGCGUGAUGACGGAUAUCAUAUCCGAGUACCCUAACCACGAGUUCAACGACGACUGCUAUCUCAGCAAACCGAACGAAGCCUAUGACUGGUUGCAUUUCAUGGAUGCCUGCUCGACGAGAUUUCCCGAAGACUUGGCGACGGAAUUUGUGCCAUACCUUGUGCGGAUGAUCUCGCCUGCUGUCAAUCCCGUAAUUGUUGGGAGCGGAGGCCCCAAGGGCACAAGCACCGCAAGUGUCCGCAAGGAUACGGAGAAGAAGAUGGUGCACCGCGCCGCCGAGGUGAUGGCGGAGGCGGGUAUAGCACUGCACAAGGGCCGGCUAGAUGCUGAACCUAUCCCAGGCCGUGGGCCCCAAUUUGUCUACCGACUAGAACCUGAUUUGGAUGAACUCGCCGAUUUCGAGACGCUUUCACGUACAAACUUGGGCUCUCAAGCGCCUACCCGAAGCAGUGCGGCGAGCGAGGUUCCAAGGCGAGGACGAGCCAGUGGUGGCGCCACAGGCCCCGCGGUGGCUCCUCGGGCACCAGUCACAAGCGCGAAUGACCAGGAGAACAUUGAUGCAGCAUCUGCACCCGCCGCCAAGGUGAGACGCGACUUCUUUGGGCGGGUGAUCAAGGACACGGCAGUGUUGAGGGAGAGGGACCGUAACCGUGGAAGCGCGCCAUCGCGGGACAAGGUCAAGGUGUGGGUCAAGUAUAACGAAGGACUCAACAAUGCAGUGAGGAGACCUAUCACAUUGAAUGAUUUCAUGAAGAUUUUGUAG
This is a messenger RNA of Parascedosporium putredinis, 2721 nucleotides long. NCBI's taxonomy places the organism in Eukaryota, Fungi, Ascomycota, Sordariomycetes, Microascales, Microascaceae. The record is from the annotation of a GenBank genome assembly.